GGGACAAGGCGAGGCGGGGGUGGACUGACGGGUCCCGGGGUGGCUGGUAGUCGUAGGUUGCAGUGCGUCCGUGAGGAGCUGCAGGAUGAAGGACCCGGUGGGGUUCCUGCGGCGGCAGCAGGAGGCAGACAGCGGGGAUGCGGCCGAGCGCUGGCAGAGGAUGGAGACCUUCUACAACAGGAGGCUGUGGCAUCAACUCACAGUGGAACUGCUGGAAUUCACGCUGAUACCUUGUUUCCCAUCUGGGGACAAUCUCUUACAGUUGUAUGAAAACUUCAUAAGUGAUUUUGAGCACAGAAUAAACCCAUUAUCCCUGGUGGAAAUUAUUCUACGUGUGGUUCGACAGAUGAAUGAUGCACAAAUGGCACUGUCUCUGCUGGAAAAAACAUGGGAGAAGGUAAAGGGUAAUGAUGAAGCUUUAAUUCUCUGCAGGACUGCCAUCGCUGCUAUUAAGAUCAAAAUUGGAGACCUCCAGGAAACCAAGAAAAUCAUUGAAGAAGUUGACGAGAUGCUGGAGAAGUUGCCGGGAGUGACGUCAGUGCAUGGCCGGUUUUACGACACUUCCAGCAGUUACUAUCAGGUGGUGGGCGACCACGCUGCUUACUACAGGGAGGCUCUGCGGUAUCUCGGCUGUACCGAACUCUCUGACUUGUCAAUGGGCUCACAGCAGCAGAGAGCAUUCACCCUGGGCCUGGCGGCACUGCUGGGGGAAGGGAUCUAUAACUUUGGUGAACUGCUAAUGCACCCAAUCCUGGAAUCGCUGCGUGAUACGGAGAACCAAUGGCUGAUCGAUACUCUGUACGCUUUCAACAGUGGGGACGUGGAGACCUUCUUUGGUCUGAAAUCCUACUGGGGAUCACAGUCGGACCUGGCCAAUAAUGAACAGCGACUGAAGGAGAAACUCCAGCUGCUCUGCCUAAUGGAGAUGGUGUUUACAAGACCAGCCAAUCAUCGGCAGAUGACGUUCCAGGAAAUAUCCCACCAGGCCAAGGUGCCUGUCGAUGAGGUCGAAAUGUUGGUUAUGAAAGCGCUGUCCGCUGGCCUGGUAAAAGGCAGCAUCGACGAAGUGGACCACAAGGUUCACAUGACCUGGGUUCAGCCACGAGUCAUGGACCUGCAACAGGUGUCUUAUAUGAAGCAGCGCCUAGAAGCCUGGUGUGCUGAUGUGAAGAAUAUCUCCAUUCUGGUUGAAGACCAUGCACAUGAGGUUCUUGGCUGAAACCCCAUCACGGUUGCAUGUGAUGUUGUGUUUGUUUAUGCAAAGUUUAAAACACUCUCGCGUUUUGUUUGCUGCAAAAGCAGCUAGUUAAAUUGUCAUUUCCUUGUGAAAUUUAAAUAAAUAUACAGUUCUAUCUGUGCAA
Pristis pectinata (smalltooth sawfish) is the source of this 1361-nucleotide messenger RNA. Its product is annotated as 26S proteasome non-ATPase regulatory subunit 13-like. Gene Ontology annotation, molecular function: structural molecule activity. Gene Ontology annotation, cellular component: proteasome regulatory particle, lid subcomplex; cytosol; nucleus. Gene Ontology annotation, biological process: ubiquitin-dependent protein catabolic process. The transcript is spliced from 13 exons. The record is from RefSeq and is a predicted model, not a curated record. Lineage: Eukaryota; Metazoa; Chordata; Chondrichthyes; Rhinopristiformes; Pristidae. The coding region runs from base 86 to 1219 and encodes 377 amino acids.